UAUCCACCUCAACAAUCUUUCCCUUUAAUAACAUAUCAACAACAAGCACAGCCAUUAACAACAAAUCAACAACAACAAAAUCUAUAUUAAUUAAUAAUAAAAAUAAAAAUAAAAACAAUUCUGUAUCGUUAGAAUAUCCUCCAUUCAACCCUAUAACUCCAACAUAUCUUCCUGAUUGUAUUCUUAAUAAACCUCUACAAUUUGAUCUUAAAUUAGCAGAAUUAGAAGCUAUUCAUCUAUCGGAUAUAAUCUAUACGAUUGGAAAUAUAAAAUUAACACAGAAUGAAAUAGAUCUAUUAUCGAAAGGUUUGAAAUUUAUUCUAAAUAAACCCUUUCAUUUAAAUGAUCAACUUCGUUUAUGUAUACAAAAAUUUCUGUCAUCCUCCAAAUCGCUUAAACAUAUAAAAACGGAUGAACUUCUAUUAUCUAUAUUUUCUAACCGUAGAGAUUUUACUCAGAAUGUAUCAAAGGAAGAACAAUUGGCGUUAAUUCAUUUACAAAAUCGUACUGAUAUUAUAAUUCGUCCAGCAGAUAAAAAUGUUGGUAUUGUGGUAUUAGAAUCUAAUGUAUAUGAAUCCAAAGUAUUACAACAACUACAAGAUACAGAAUUGUUUUUAUUUUUAUUUUUAUUAUUAAUUAAUAUAGAUUUUGUUGUUGUUGAUUUGUUGUUAAUGGCUGUGCUUGUUGUUGAUAUGUUAUUAAAGGGAAAGAUUGUUGAGGUGGAUA
Messenger RNA from Didymodactylos carnosus, 726 nucleotides. Lineage: Eukaryota; Metazoa; Rotifera; Eurotatoria; Philodinida; Philodinidae. The record is from the annotation of a GenBank genome assembly.